Toxorhynchites rutilus septentrionalis is the source of this 729-nucleotide messenger RNA. RefSeq lists its product as uncharacterized. The transcript is spliced from 2 exons. The coding region runs from base 1 to 729 and encodes 242 amino acids. Lineage: Eukaryota; Metazoa; Arthropoda; Insecta; Diptera; Culicidae. The record is from RefSeq and is a predicted model, not a curated record.
AUGCCUUCGGAAAAUCUAAGGCUAUUGUCCAAGCAAGAGCGUGUGUUACGUAUCUCGCUGGAAAAUGUGGCUGAUUUCGUACAGUCCUAUGAGGAAGGAACGGACAAACAAUCCUUGGAACUGAGGUUAGCCAAACUGGACGAAUUAUUGGAGAAAUUCAUCAAUAUUCGAAUGCAAAUGGAGAUCUUAGCCGACGAUGCGGAUGACAUGGAACUUACAGAAACCAAAGCGACUGAAGAGGAACGAAUUCGACAAAGGGAUACGAUCAACGCCACCAUCAUCAAAGAUUUUGAAAACUCUGUGUACGAUUUGAAGCAAACUAUUCUGAGCUAUCUCACAACAGCAAACAGGAAUCACCCAAUGCCAAAUGGUUCGAGACAAUCCACGGUUGAUUCACAGUCCCGAGUGAAACUUCCAGACCUCAGACUGCCUUCGUUUAGUGGACGGAUGUCGGACUGGGUUACUUUCCGUGAUACAUAUAAGAACUUAAUCCAUAAUGAUGUUAGAUUAUCAGAUAUGGAUAAGUUCACAUACCUGCGAACAUCGCUCACCGGAGACGCUCUGCAGGAAAUCGCAUCGAUUGAGAUCUGUUCCAACAAUUAUAUUAUCGCGUGGAAUGCUUUGGAGAGAGUCCAGAUUCUGCACGCGGGGAUCAUGUCACCAUUGUGGUCAACGCCAUCACACGCUACUUCAUUCGAGUUCAUCACCCACUGUGGGUUCACAAGCUAA